AUGCCACCAGUAGAUGUUUUGAAGCUGGGCGCCGUGCUCUUCUGCUUGCUUCUUAUCAUUCCAUCGAUCUACUCAGCUCCUCUCUCCUCCUACCUGGUAUCAUCCUUUACCAGUCCUGACCCCACCCUACCAUUCAACCACAUCACCAUCAACAACAUCACUGGAGAUGUCUAUAUAGGAGCACGGCAGAGACUCUAUCAACUCAACUCAGACCUGACUCUCAAAUACUCUGUGGAUACUGGACAAUGCCCUUUACCAAAUGAAGAUAAUAUAAAUAAUAUCAAACUUCUUCUUGUAGCUCCAUCACCUAAGGAUAAGCUCAUCACAUGCGGUGGCUGUGAUGGUUUCUGUGAGACAAGAAGCCUGACUAAUAUAUCACAUGAUGUAGUGAGACAUGAGCCUUCCACUAAUCAGCUUGUUGUGACAACAUCAGAUGUACCCACUGUUGGAGCUGUUGUUUUAGGUGCUGACUUUGUAAGGAAUGGCGAGGGUACUGUAGAUGGUGGAUUGUACUUAUUUACAGGGAUCAGUGAUGCAUCUCUGAGCUUACGAUCUGUCUCAAAGCGCAGUCUUGUGGACCUGGGAAUUGUACAACAGACAUUAACACCGGAAUCUUCUACCACACAGAACAUUUGUAAACAUUUGAUCACUUACAUGGAAUAUCUCUACUAUUUCAUUUCAAGGGGAGAUUCUGUAUACUUGGGGCGACUGUGUCGUAAUUCAUUAGAUAGUAGUUUCGCAUCCUACACAGAGAUAGAACUACAGUGUGGAUCUCACAAUGUGAUCCAGUCUGCUCAUAUCGGACCAGCAGGAUCCCAGCUAGCUGACUCAUUCAGUAUUGAGAGUACCGAUGACCUUCUGUAUGCUGUAUUCACAAGGGAGAGUUCAUCUGCCCUUUGUAUCUAUAAGAUGAGUAAUGUCCAGCAGAGCUUUGAAGAUGCUGUCUUGGGAUGUAUCCAGGGAGACAAUAACGAGUUAGGAACAACAAACGACUACCUUCAAGACAGCUUUUGUUACUCAUUUCCUGACACAUACACUCCACCAGAUACAGCACAGUGUACAGCUUAUUUUAGAGAUGGGGAUGAACCUCCUGCGACUCAAUACCGGUAUGCCAGUGGUACAGUUCCCCUCUCUGCCUCACCCAUCUUCACCAUUCCUGAUGUGAUACCCACCUCCAUUGUGAUAACCAUAGAGAGACAACAUAAUGUGGCAUUCAUGGGAGAUACACAAGGAUACCUACAUAAGGUUAAUAUUGUGAAUAGCUCAUUUGGCUACGUCUAUGAGACUGUCCCUCUUGGAAGUGGAUCUGUUUUACAAGACACGUUUCUUGAUGAAUCUACAGAGCAGAUAACAUUGGCCACAAGUUCAGACCAAGGCUCACAGGUCCUGACAUUGGAUUUGACAAACUGUGGUCAAUACCAGACCUGCGAUGAAUGCAUUGGAGGAAAUGGAGGAAAUGAUGGAGACCCUUACUGUGGAUGGUGUACUCUAGACGCAAGGUGCACAAGAUAUGAGGCAUGCUUGUUAGGUGAUGAGUCAACUCGAUGGUUACCAUACAAUGCCGUACAGUGUGUAUCCAUCUCAGAUGUCCAGCCAAACAGUCUGCCUUAUCGUCAGACACAACAGGAAAUUACCAUCACAGUACAACAGCUCCCAGAUCUUAGGAGUAGCUUUCAAUACAUGUGUGCCUUUAACUCUUAUGAGGUCUCUGCUACAACUACCGGUAAUACUGUAACCUGUUUAUCCCCUCCUGCAAACAGCAUACCUUCAAUUCCAGAUGGAAUGUACUUCUUGAACUUGCCUCUGUCUGUUGUCUCAACUGAAACUAGUGUCGACUUUGUGACCACUGAUUACUUCUUCUUUGACUGCAGUCACAUUAAAUCAUGUUCAUCUUGUGUUAUGACCCGCUUCCCAUGUGACUGGUGUGUUUAUGAAAACAAAUGCACAGACGAUAGCAACUCAUGUCAAACGGGAGAUACAGUCGUUUUUGGAGUAAAUAAUCCUGAUGGUGCUGGAAACGUAGGACAGGGGUUUUGCCCUCAGCUGCUUGGAGCAACAGAAUCGUUUCUUAUACCAGUCAUGAUUUCUUCCGGCUUCUCACUUUCUGCAAAGAACCUUCCUACAGAUCAGUUAAAGGGCCCAGUAACAUAUGACUGCAUCCUUGACAUUGAAGGAGAAGAAGUGAGAGUACCUAGUACCACUUUUAAUGAAACCUACAUUCUCUGCAAUGAUAAACAGUACAUGUACAAUGAAAAUAUCCUCGAGAAUAAUAUCAGUGUCUCUGUAAAGUGGAAUGGACAGAACAGCAUAGAUGACCUGUCAGAAACGCAUGUCACCAUUUACAAGUGUUCAGUUAACAGUGGAAGUUGCAGUCGAUGCCUUUCCCGAGAUGCAACUCCAUCAAUCUUGAAGUGUGGUUGGUGUGGUGAUGACUGCAAUGUCAUGCAAAGUGAAGUUUGUCAGAACAACCUGUUUAUCCAUCAGAAUGAAACACAGUUAUGUUUAGCACCAGUUAUCACUGAUUUUGACCCCUUGUCAGGUCCUAUCAAUGGCCGUACAAGAUUAGAAAUCAUCGGAACCGACAUAGGAGUGGUAUUUGAUGAUGUACUUCAAAUUCUUAUUCAAGACUUGCAGUGUGAUUUGACAGACAUGGGCGAAUAUUACCAGCCAGGACAGAGUGUAAGUUGUAUGACAGCGAUAUCUACUGAAGUAAUAUCGGGAGGCAUUGAAAUCACGGUGGCGUCAGGGGGACGAUAUAAGACAGGACAGAGCACUAAAGAAUUUCAGUAUAGGGAUCCUGUGAUCACAGGGUUUAAUCCUAGAGAAGGACCCGUGGCAGGGGGUACAGAAAUCACUAUCAGUGGCAUGUACUUGGACACUGGAAGGGACAUUACUGCAAGAUUCAGAGAUGCAGACUGCAUAGAGAUUUUUGUUCAAGACGAAAUCGCAACCUGCAUCACAAGCAGCAUACCGGAGAAUGAAGAGGUUUCCGUAACCCUGGCCAUGACAUUUGAUGGAGAAGAAAGACAAUUCAGCGGUUACGACUUUACCUACAUGCCGAAUCCAAGGAUUGAAAAUAUUGAUAGAACAACAUCUAUCAUGUCAGGAGGUCCCGAUAUCACACUAACUGGCGUAAGAUUUGAUCUGAUCCAAGAACCCAGGAUUGUAGUUACAUCUCUCACAACUGAUGCUAGCAAUUCUGAGCUCUGCAAUGGAACAGAAACCAUUCUCACAUGUCCAACGCCAAAUUUUCCUAAUGAUGCUAUCCCUGCUAGAAGAAGACGAUCAACAGACGAUGCAAUGAUCGCGAAUUUAUUCUUUGACUUUGAUGGAUAUGUGAUUGAUGGCGGCACUAUUGAAUAUUUCCCAGACCCUGUGUAUGAAAACUUCAGUGGGAACACCAGAAUUUAUAAGAGUGCUAAUAAACGACUCGAGAUUACAGGCAUGGAUUUAACCUUGGCAAGCACAGAAGACGAUGUACUAGUUUUGUUAGGGCCUGAUGGAGAAUGCACUGUUGAUGAUCUUGAAAUUAAUGUCCUGCGUUGUCAGCUACCGGAUGACCAGCCUCAAGCAGGAUACUUAAAUGGAACACUAGGUCAGGGAGAUGCAAAAAAUCUUCCAGCUGUGACCGUUUUGCAUGGGAACUUACGAUUUUACCCAGGCUUUGUUUCAUAUUCGGCUACAAGUGACAGUGCAAUAUUACCCAUCAUAAUAUUUAGUAUGAUGAUGGGACUCAUUGUGAUCAUUACUCUGAUAAUCAUUCUGGUUUGGUGGUCAAGGAAGGAACAGCGUCACUUACAACGAGCUAGGGAAGAAGUAGAAAUGGUCCGUAGCAACAUGAUGAAUAGAAUACGAGAAGUUGGUAACACGAGCUUAGAUGUAUCCGAAGCUGACGACAGAACACAGAAGCAAGGGAUACCAUUUAGAGGACACGUCCACUAUUUGACAAUGAUGUUGUUUAAUGGGCUUGGUGUGCACCCAGAAACAACGGACCCUGAGUACAUGGAAGACUUUAUGGAACACUCGGUGAUAUCCUUCUACCGUAUGCUAAAGAAGAAGGAAGUUUUGAUAGACUUCAUCAGACAACUAGAGAGGAAGAAGGAAGGACGUGGUCGUGAAAGGGAAAUCAUCGCCUCUCUUUUGGCAAUAACAUUUGUCAGCGAGGGAAAAUCAAUCCACUUCACAGACGUCGUAAUGUCACUUGUUGAAGAUGAAGUCAGAAUGGCAUCCGAAUCUAGUAGAGAGAUGGACACACUAUUCACCAACACGGAAACAAUCGCAGAGAAACUGGUCAGCAGCUGGUUUACCUUGUUCAUGUUCUCUUACUUGAAGGUGUACGCCUUCUACCCACUGUACAUGUUGUAUCAAGCAAUAAAGACCCAGGCCGAGAAGGGUCCUAUAGACGAAGGGUCAGGAGAAGCAUACUAUACGCUUGAGUACAACAAACUAUUUGACCAGACGGUCGAAUUUCAUUCUCUCGGUCUAGAUGUUGUAGAUGAAGACGGUCAGGUUUAUCUUCAUGUGAAUGUCCUGAAUGUUGACAGCGUCAAACAGGUCAAAAAGAAAGUUCUAGAUUGUGCGUGGAGAAGGGGCUACUGUUUGCUACCCAGAGAUGUGGAUGCAGUAGACCUUGUGUUGGUUCAAACUCAUAAACAGUCCAUUCUGCUUCGGGAGACGUCUGAGGCUCAGGGAAAAACAAUUGCCAAUACAAUGAAUAGCUACGGGAUUCAAGAUGAAUAUCGUGUGGCACUAAUACCGAAGCAGCAUGGAGAAGGUGAUGGGUAUCAAGCUCUAGAUCUGAAGGAAGUUGCUUCAGACAAGUAUGUAUCCUUAAUGUACGUGACUGUUGAAGAUGUUCUCGAUUCGCACCUACCCCAACAAGGUUCAAAGAUCAUUCAUCUGAAGGACCUUGAACAAUCUAAGAUGAAGGAAAGUACUAUGCCCGACCACAUCCAACAGAAGAGAGCAGACCUUGAUCGUAAUCUAGCAUUUCCUCACAUGCUGACAAUGAAAGCGUCGAUCAGCCCGUAUGUGGAUGGUAUCUUCGAAGUAAUGUUCAAGAUGCCAGCAAAGGUACCUCUACCAAUCAAACUUCUCUUUGAUACGUUUGACGGACUUGCUGUGAAGUAUGGAGAAGCCUACGCGAAAGAUUGGAAGAAAAAUUGCUUGUCAAAUUUCUGGCGUUCAGUGCUCACCAACCUGCCAUCGUUGUUUGAGAUGCCGAGAUCCGAAACAGCUGAUAGUUGUGUAGACAUUCUUGCUGAUGCUCUCAAGCAUGCGACCAGGACCAUUUCCCUGAGACAGGGCGAGUCAGAUCAUCUACCUUACUACAACGAACAUCCCUUGCAAAGAAAAAUGGUGUCGGAUUACUGUAAUGAGAUAGCAAAUCAGCCAAAGCUUCGUCCAAUAAAACUGAAUAGAGCCUGCUCAAACAUCUCAAAGGAAUUUAAGGGCCAGUUCAGUCAUCUUUCGAACAUGAUGCACCUUUACAACCUUACCAAGACCGAUGUGGAAAACCUUUUCAAGUAGAUCCAGGAAAUCCCAGUAGACCGACAGCCUAUGAGACCGCCAGCCCAGUAGACCGACAGCCUAUGAGACCGCCAGUCUAGUGAACCCUCGGAGAAGUGGACAGAAGGCCCAGGCAGCCGAUAGUUCGGUCGCAUGGGCCGUUGGCUUCAUGGACUGUCAGUUUCUAAAAAAUUAAGCAGUAAACCGAAGCUGGACUUAUAGCCAAUAUAGACAUGCAAUAUAUAUACAUGCACUUUGUUUUAUUUGUGGGUUCAGAUAAAUGCCGGAUAAAGAAAAGUUGAUGAAAGACAAAAUAAGAGGAUCUUGGUAGAUUCGCAGAAGCUUUGCUUUUUAAUGAUUUUAAUAAUUAUGAUCAUUAGCUUAAAAUAAAUCGUUAUGAUAUUUUUGAUGUAGUGAUUUAUGUAAAUGUUGAUUUUUAAAACUGGAUUUCUGAUCUUGUUUUAAACCAAGAUCUUUUUCAGAACGGACAAUUAUUACCUUUAUGUACACUUGGGUCGAAAAAAAAUUGCGACGAGCAAUAUGGCCAAUCGCCCUGGAUAAAUGUUGACAGGAGGUACGAAAGGUUCAAUAUGAUGCUUUACUGUUAAGAAAUAUAUAUACUAGAGGUAGAUAUGCUUGAUAAUUACAUACUUGAUUCAAUGAAAGGAAAAUUAAAAACAAAAAUCUUCGACGAUCACACAAUUCGUAUGCAACUGAUCGCCAACUAGACAUUCCUGCAAAUUGGUUGUCCAUGGACGAAGCUAAUAGGGGCUUUUAGAUUUGCACGACGAGAACGUGGACUGCUACAUGUGACAUCCUUUUAAAGCAAUGUGACGUCCUUUUAAGGCAAUGCCUUAGAAGGACGUCACAUUGACUUCUCGUCGUGCAAAUAUAAAAGUCCCAAAUGUUGGUUGUCAGAAGCCGGCAACCAGUUGCACGCCUAA
Molecule: messenger RNA, 6452 nt
Organism: Strongylocentrotus purpuratus (purple sea urchin)
Lineage: Eukaryota; Metazoa; Echinodermata; Echinoidea; Camarodonta; Strongylocentrotidae
Product: plexin-B1
Exons: 35
Coding region: 1-5529 (1842 amino acids)
Biological process (GO): negative regulation of cell adhesion; regulation of cell shape; semaphorin-plexin signaling pathway involved in axon guidance
Cellular component (GO): semaphorin receptor complex
Molecular function (GO): semaphorin receptor activity; protein binding
Source: RefSeq, a predicted model, not a curated record